UUCUGAUUGUGGUUAAAAAAGCAGGCUCUCCCCAAACAGCUAGCUGCGCAGGAAAGCGUAACUUCCCCCUUCCCCGCCCCCUCCAGCUGCUAUAUAAGAAAGCUGCUCCGAUCCUCGGGUCUGGAAUUGUGAUAAUGGCUGUUCGUGGUCACCACUUGGCAGCCGCUGGGAUCUGCUUGGGAGUGCUCCUGGGACCGUGCGGGGCCCAAUACGUGCCAGAUAAUCUGGAAAUGAAGAUGAAUGGGAAGGCUCAGAUCGUAUUCCUCAAUGCAGAUGUCACCAUCCCCUGUAUGUUGUAUGAACAUGAUUCUGUAAACCUGAACAUCAAUGUCAUUGGAGUCAGGUGGUUCCAGAGAAGGUCAAACUCUGACAAGGAAGACAAUGUCUUUGAGUACAAUGGAGGAAAACAGACUCAGUUCAGACUAGGAGCCAGCAUCUCACUGUCAGGGCUGAGGAAGGGAAAUGCCUCUCUCUUCUUGCCUGCUAUCCAGUUUCAAGAAGGAGGAGAGUACAGAUGUGAAAUAAUCAUCCCUCCUAUCAAAGUGGAGAGAACAGCCAGAGUGGACGUGGUUGCUCAGCCCUCCAGCAUCCAUUUGCCACCAGAAACUAUAAUGGAGGAAAAGAACAUGUACAUCAAGAAUGUCACCCUGGCAGGGUCCUACCCUGAGUCUCAUAAAAUCAUCUGGGGGAUCAUUGGGUACAUACUCGUAGUGAUAUCCCUAUGUUCCUUUGUUUGGAUGUUGGUUGAAUUUCUCAGAAAAGUGGCACCUGUGCUGAGCCCACUCCCAGAAACAGUACAGUACCUCAAGCACCAGGAGAUGAAGACUUUGCAUUUUGUGAUUUGGGACUACAGGCCCAAAUCUUUGACGCUGAAGCUUUUCCUAAAGACCAAUCCCCACAGUGAGAAGAGUGAGGAAAAGCUCCUCUUUUGUUGGAAGACUCAGGGUGUGGAAAAGGAGGAAAAGCCAGAAUCCAUGCAGCUGAUGGAGAGCCAGGCAGGGUUCACCUUGAAUCCUGUAGUCCAGGCCUUGAGGUAUAAUGUCUUUGGAAUAUCAUGUCAUCUCACCGUGGAGUCUGACCUGGCUGAGUUCACAGAAGCAGAUCUCCUUCUCCAGGUGGAACAUUCAGCCCUCAAGAUCCCCCUCAGUAAGAAGAUCCAUCUGAAGAUCAUAGCUCAGCCCAAGCUGAAAAAGAUUCGGUGUUCCUCAGACCAUCUCCAGCCUGGGGAAAGCGUGACCUUGACGUGCAGGAUCCACUCCUUCUUUCCCAGAGCUGUCAGGGUGUCUUGGUAUAAGGAGGACAGGUUGAUGUUGGAGGACAUCAAGACAUCAGAGGCUUUGGAGACCUCAGAGGAUGGACUGCUUUGCUCCUGCACAAGCAAGCUGGAGUUCUUCCCUCACAUGGAGGACCUUGGGAAGAAAUUCAUAUGUAAAGCUGAGGUGGAAGGGGGUGAGCCUGUGGAGAGGCACUGGGUCCUGUGGGCACUGGGUGAGUUUCCAUCAAAUGGUCCUACUGAAGUACAGGGUGAUUCUGAAGGUACCCUCAACACUAAUAAAGAGAAAGUAGAGGAUAUUGUUGUGGUUUAGGAAAUGAUGUACUGCUUCAUUUAGAAAAUCAUGGAAAGACUUGGAUUUAUGAAGGAAAAUGCCAUCUACUUCCAGAGAAACAGAUGACAAGUGGAAAUGAGCAUAGUAAGGUCUUACAUAUAUAUGGAUGAGUGUAUAUGUGUAAUACACGUACAUUUACAGAUAUCUAUGUAUAUGUAUAUAUAUAUGCUCUUAACUGUAG
Messenger RNA from Phascolarctos cinereus (koala), 1788 nucleotides. RefSeq lists its product as uncharacterized. Lineage: Eukaryota; Metazoa; Chordata; Mammalia; Diprotodontia; Phascolarctidae. The record is from RefSeq and is a predicted model, not a curated record.